Molecule: messenger RNA, 1154 nt
Organism: Thermothielavioides terrestris NRRL 8126
Lineage: Eukaryota; Fungi; Ascomycota; Sordariomycetes; Sordariales; Chaetomiaceae
Exons: 2
Coding region: 113-1060 (315 amino acids)
Source: RefSeq, a predicted model, not a curated record
CAGUAUCUUACCUCCGAAAUUGCCUGUGAGCAAGCAGUACGCGGGGAAUGUGUACCUACGAAAGCCUAUACAGGGUCUUUGCCCCUACUGUGCGCGUAUAGAUACUAGCUAGAUGUCGGUAGAUGAUAAGUACUCUCACUUAACCGCCGACAUCGAGCCGUGGGUGUGUAUCUCGGACGAAUGCACCAAGCCGUUUGUCUACUUCGGCACCUUUAAGGAGUGGAGAUCCUACAUGAAAGACAGGCACUCGCGAGUCUGGUACUACAUCCUCCUCGACGAUGACCUAGAGUAUCACUGUACCCUUUGCAGCCCCUCGCCUCCGUUUGUCAGCAAGGCGGCCUUCGACAGCCACGUGCUCUCUGUCCAUCACGGCCGCGUCAACGACGCUGAGGACAAUCCCCCUCCGCUGGUCAGAAGCCGGAAGUUCGGUAAUAUGGGGCUCUUCAUCUGCCCGCUAUGCGGGUUCGCCAUUAUGGACGAGCAGCUCAUCGCAUCGCAUGUCGGGCUCCACCUUGAGACCCUCGCUUUCUCCUGCCUGCGCAACCUGAACCCCCAGGGCAGAGACGAUUCCUCCACCGGCUCCGGGGACACAGACCUGGCCACAUGCCCGACGAAACGUCUCUCGGGGGGCCGUCGAAUCCUCGGCUCCGACCUAGACCCAGACCCCGACAACGGUCCGGAGCAGCAGGCCAUGCAGGACCUGCGGCAGGAGGAAUACAACGAGAAUUUAUUCAGAGAGCAGGUCGACCAAGAGGAGGUGCCGCCGUACUACCUCGAGAGUGCGGACGAGGACUGGGAGUUCCUGAAUGGGGCGCUCAACCGAAGCGACAUGGUGCCGAUACGCCCAGGCUCGCCCAGGCAUGCUUUUGCAGCGCGCCAACAUCCUGAAUACAUCCUCACAGACCCUACCAGUCAGCAGACGGGUCUGCCCCAGUUCGGUAGCGGGCUGUCCAAUGUCGGCUUUGGCGGCGGUGGUGAUAGUGACGGCGGUGAUGCUGACGGCGAUGGUGCUGGCGGCCGCGGUCUUCGGCGGCGGUCGUUUUGGCGGUGGUGGCGGUGAUGGCGGUGGUGGUUGUCAGGCCCGAAACUUUUUCAGGCUCGUGAGCCGAGCCUUCCUGGCACCCUGACACAGCAGGCUGUUCUCUUUGGCUCUA